Molecule: messenger RNA, 2676 nt
Organism: Arachis ipaensis
Lineage: Eukaryota; Viridiplantae; Streptophyta; Magnoliopsida; Fabales; Fabaceae
Product: splicing factor PWI domain-containing protein / RNA recognition motif (RRM)-containing protein
Molecular function (GO): RNA binding
Source: RefSeq, a predicted model, not a curated record
CCUCCAUAUGGAACUAUGGUUCGUCCUGUAUAUCCUCCUCGAGUACCUGGAGCGGUUAAUGUUCUCCCGGUAUCACGUCCCCCUGUUGCAGGGGUACCUCCAGUUCGCCCUAUUAUUCCUCCUGUUGUCAGACCUGUGGUUGCUCCUAGUGUUACUCCAGCUGAGAAGCCACAAAUCACGGUUUAUGUUGGCAAGAUUGCACCUACUGUGGAAAAUGAUUUCAUGCUUUCUAUUCUUCAGUUAUGUGGACCAGUUAAGAGCUGGAAACGUCCUCAGGAUUUAUCGAAUGGAACGCCUAAAAGCUUUGGCUUUUGUGAGUUUGAGACUGAUGAAGGGGUUCUUCGUGCCUUGCGUUUGCUUACUAAAUUAAAUAUUGAUGGGCAAGAGCUAAUGCUGAACAUCAAUGAAACUACGAAAGAACAUCUGAAGCGGUAUGUUGCGAAAAAAACUGAAGAUUCAAAGAAAAAAGAAACCCAGGUAGCAGGUGCUGAAAAAGAUGAUGAAGGUGCACAACCUUCUGAUGGUGGUGGGAAAUCUGAUGCCGAGGACUUAAAGAAAGAGGAUAGUGAUUCACAUAACAAGGAAUCCCUUGAUUUUGCUACCUUCGGCAUUGUCACUGAUGAUGAUAGGGAAGCUGAUCGAGAGGCUUUGGAAAAGAUUACGAACAUGAUAGAGGAGAGGUUGAAAACAAGACCUUUGCCUCCACCGCCUGCACAGACGCCUGGUGAUGGCUCUGCAAUAACUUCAGAACAACCAGCUAAAACAAGAGAUGGAGAUUCUGAUGAGGCUAUGGGGAGGAAUGAAGGAAAUGAAGAUAAAACUGAAAAAGAUGCAAACAGUGACAUCAAACAAACUAGUGAACAUGAUAAGCCUGAGACCCCUGAUAGAAGGCAUGACAGGAGAAGCAGAGAGAGGGACCGAGAUAGGGAACUAAAACGGGAAAAGGACAGGGAGCUUGAAAGAUAUGAACGAGAAGCAGAGAGGGAACGUAUUAGGAAAGAAAGGGAACAAAGAAGGAGGAUUGAGGAUGCUGAGCGUCAGUAUGAAUCAUGUUUGAAAGAGUGGGAGUAUCGAGAAAGGGAGAAAGAGAAAGAGCGCCAGUAUGAAAAGGACAAGGAAAAAGAAAGAGAACGCAAACGGAGAAAGGAGAUACUAUAUGAUGAAGAAGAUGAGGACGACGAUUCAAGGAAGCGGUGGCGUAGAAGUGUAUUAGAGGAGAAGAGAAAGAAGAGAUUGCGUGAAAAGGAAGACGACUUGGUUGACAGACAAAGAGAAGAGGAAGAAAUUGCCGAGGCCAAGAAGAAGGCAGAGGAGGAUCAGCAACGGCAACAGCAGAGAGAUGCACUGAAACUGUUAUCUGACCAUUCUAUAAAUGGCGGUGAAAAAGCCAUGGCUACUGAAGAGGCUGCCAAUGAAGUAAAAAAUGUUGUUACAGAACACAAUAAUGCAGUUGAUUAUAAUCAUGAAGGCCAUAUAGGUGAUGUCAAUUCACUAAACGCUAUGAAUGAUGAAUCAGCCAUGGCAUCUGUCUCAGAAAAUGAUGCACGAUCAAGUGCAAAUGCUCCUGCAAAGAAGUUGGGAUUUGGUCUAGUUGGGUCCGGAAAAAGAACAACUGUCCCUUCUGUUUUCCACGAGGAGGAGGAUGAUGAUGCACACAAGGACAAAAAAAUGAGGCCUUUGGUUCCAAUUGAUUAUUCAACUGAGGAACUGCAAGCUGUUCAACCUACUUCCGCUGGGCCAACACCUCCAAAUUUGGCUGCUGCUGCAGAAUUUGCAAAGCGUAUAUCCAGUGCUAAUCUCAAAGAAGAGAAGCUUGAUGGAGAACGAGAUAGAAGUAAGCGUUCAAGUGAGAAGUCUAAUCACCGAGACAGGGACAGGAGUGAUGAAGAUGGCACCCACAACAGAGAUGACCACAAGGAGAAAACUGACCGUGACAGAGAUCGAGAUCAUGGAUUGGACAAAGUAAAGACCUCGGAUAACAAGAGACUCUUGGAUGCAAAACAGUUAAUUGAUAUGAUUCCAAAGACCAAGGAGGAACUGUUCUCGUAUGAGAUAAACUGGGCAGUGUAUGACAAGCAUCAGUUGCACGAUAGAAUGAGACCGUGGAUUUCAAAGAAGAUCAAAGAGUUUUUGGGGGAAGAAGAAAAUACAUUGAUAGAUUACAUUGUUUCCAGUACGCAAGAACAUGUGAAAGCAUCCCAGAUGCUAGAACGUCUUCAAAUAAUUUUAGAUGAAGAAGCUGAAAUGUUUGUUCUCAAGAUGUGGAGGAUGCUUAUCUUUGAAAUAAAGAAGGUAGAGACGGGGCUUGCUUUGAGGACGAAAUGAUGAUUUCUCUCAGGAUUUUAAGUUUAGAGUUCUGCUGGAUUGAGAUUUUUACCACCGUCCCCAUGUCUUCAUCCUAAAUUGUAAAUUAAUUGCAUGACCGGUUAGCCAUAAACAAUUUAAUGUAAUUUUUUCUGUCUCUACUGAAUACUGAUCCGAGAUUCAAUUAGGCUUUUGGAUAAAUUCGUUUCCUUUAAUGAGAAGGCUGCACUUUUUGUCAUGUUGAGAAUAGUGUAAAAGUUAGAACUUCGGUGUUGGCCGUUUUUCUUUUGUUUGUCAAGUGAAGUAGUGAACUGUGAACAGUACAUAGUCCUUGGCUGCAUGAAAGAAAGGGGUGUCACCCUAACUUCAUAA